CUAUCAGUAUUGUGCAUUCUGUUUUGCUCGAUUGAUGUUUGUUAUUGUUCGGACGCACACCUACAUUUCAAGUGCAACGCAUCCGCUCUAGAUUACUGCAUUGUACAGGGGUGCCAUGCUGUUUGGACUUGGAUGAGCCCCGCCCACAGGAAGUAUGUCAUCAGAUGAGGCCAGAGAGGCCCCUGUGGAGAGGGGGACUAUCCCCCUGGACAUAGACAACGUUCACAUGCUUCUACAGGUUGAGCAAGAGCAAAUUCAGAAGCGAACCUUCACCAACUGGAUCAAUGCUCAGCUAUCAAAGAGGAAACCCCCAAACAUGGUGGUGGACCUGUUCAGUGACUUCAGGGAUGGGUCCAAGCUGCUGGACCUACUGGAGGUGAUGAGUGGACAGCGAAUGAACCGUGAGAAGGGCAGGGGCAUCUUUCAGCACAGGAGCAACAUUGAAACAGCCUUGUCCUUUCUGAAGAAGAAGUCGAUCAAGCUAGUCAACAUUAACAUUCCUGACAUCAUCGAUGGUAGACCGUCCAUUAUUCUGGGCUUGAUAUGGACUAUCAUUUUACAGUAUCAUAUCGAGGAGCUGGCUAGCAGCUUGUCCUUCAGCUCCCGUCAGUCCUCUCUGGAGUCUCUGGCCAGCUUGGACUCUCGCUCCACCCUCUCCAGCCUCUCCACCCGCUCCACCUCCAGCAGCCCUGUGCCCCCCAAGGGUUCCCCCUUACACAACCGCUUCAGGGUCUCUGCCAAGAAAGCCCUGCUCCUCUGGGUCCGGGAACAGUGUCACAAGGCUGGUUGUACCCUGAAUGUAAAAGACUUCAAGGUCAGCUGGAGGAGCGGUGUUGUCUUCCUGGCCAUCCUGUACGCCCUGAGACCAGACCUGGUGGACCUGUCCAAGGCCAGAACCAGAACCAACAAGCAGAACCUGGAGGAGGCCUUCCGCACGGCUGAGCGAGAGCUGCGCAUCCCCAGACUGCUGGAGCCUGAUGAUGUUGAUGUCCGGGACCCUGAUGAGAAGUCCAUCAUGACCUACGUGGCUCAGUUCCUGCAGUACUCCAGAGACAUGCCAGUGCCCGAGGACGACAUGCAGAUGCAAUAUCUGACUCCUCCUAAAAGUCUGUCACCUGUCAACCUGCCCACGCACUUCACUCCUGCCAUCUCUGCCUCUCCUCUGCGCCAGGCUCAUCUACUCCAACCCAUACCUAUAAGAUCAGCUACGUCUGAUAUAACUGAGCCCUCCAGAGCUGCAGCUACUGUGACUUCCUCUAAUAAGAAAGCCCAGGAGGUGACCUGCUGGCUUGUGCAAGCCUAUCAGGAGCUACUGGAAGGAUGGGACUCCACGGAGGGAGAGAGCUACGCAGAAAGAUACCAUGUGUUCCAGACGUUCGUGGUGUCGUUUAACGAGCAACGUCGUCCCGUGAUGCCCCUGCUCACGGCGAUGAGACGCACCCCCCAGCUGAGCGAGGAGCAGCGCUCCCUCAGGGGGGCCUGGGACGCCCUCGCCGAAAAGCUGCGACAGUUCAAGACAGAGUUGGACCUGAGCCUGCCGGCUCCGCUGGUCUCGGUGGGCCGCUGGCUGCUGAGGGCUGAGGGGGCAUUGGCGGAGGAGGAGGGAGACCCCCAGGACCAUGCCUGCGCCGCUGGGGAGGCCAGGGAUAAGAUUGAGCUGCUCAAGGCUUGCCUAGAUGAAAUGCCACAUCAACUGAAGACCUUUCAGAAGUUCCAGAACUCGGACGAAUACGGAGCCAUGGUGGUUCCCUCCGACAAACUAGAGGAGAUGAAGAGAAGGUUCACGAGUGUGAGAGUGACCGCUAAGUACCAUGGGAUCAAGCUGGAGUACCAAGAGCAGCGCCACACAGUCCUGGACCUUCUGGGCCAGAUCAACACCAAGCUGCGCACCUGGAAGAGACCCUACAUAUCCCAGGAGGCAGUGCGGGUUCUUCUGCAGGAAUGGCAUGAGUUAGUCGACAAGCAAGAACUACCUUCUCUGCUUGAGGGGGCUCUCCUGAAACUGAAGCUGGUUUCCAGCAAAUACAACGGCAAGUCCGCCCUGGCUUCGGACUCCAGAGUUGUGGAGCGGCAUGUGAAGGAGAUGGAGGAGGAGAGCGCUGCAUCUCUAGAGGCGGUGUGGGCCGUGAUGAGCACGAUGGGGAGAGUCCUGUCUGCCUGGGACUCCUACUCUGACUCUUACAGCUCCCUGCAGGCCUGGCUGGAGCAGGGCUCAUCCACCCAUGGCCCUGCGCCAGAGGUGUCCUCUGAGAGCAUGGCAGAGUGGAGAUCCCGCCUGGCCCACCUCAACGAGGUGGGUAACUUCCUGGUUGAGAUGACGGACCCUCAGACCAGCAGGACCCUGGGGGAGGAGCUACGCAGGCUGAACUCGCACUGGGCUGACUUUGUAACCAGAAACACAUACGCUGCAGCAGGUGAGCCCAGUGUUAGACCAGACACCCGGUCUCAGAACCCCCAGGUUCUGAUCCGAGAGGCUAAUCACAUCAUCAACGAGCCUGUCGAAGCCAUGUCCGGCCCUCUACGGAUCUACAUGAAGAGACUACAGUUUACGAUGAGGAAGAUAAAGGAGGUGGAUGUGGAGGCCCUUUCUCCCAUCCCAGAAUGCUCGGCUGACACUGUGAGGAAGGUGAAGAUGGCGCUACCUGAGGUGAUGCAGACUCUGUGUGAGGCCGAGCAGGUGUGUGUGGAGCUGCAGCAGAGUGUGUCCGGGCUGGACUGCCGCCUGGCUGAGCUGCUUCACUGGGAGAGCGAGGCCAGGGAGCUGUACCACGUCCUGAAGGCCGCGGAGCGCCACGCUCCGGCCGGACAGGACUCCCGCGCCAGGAUCUUGAUCUCCCGAGGCCUUCAGCUGGAAGGCCAGGUGGUGACAGAGGAACAGGACCUCCAGGUGCUGGUGCUGACGGGGCAGAAGAACUCGCCCCUUCGCUACCUCAUGGCCUCCGCCAUGCAGGACCGGGUCAGAAGCUCCGUGGCCCAGUCACAGGAGACUGUAGGCAUGCUCAGCUCUCUGGGCUCCAGGAGAGACAGAAGCCCGCCAGGACACCAGCCUCCACCCAAGAAGUAUGCCCAGACAGAGGAUGGUGCGGAGGCCCAGACGCUCUCGUCUUUCCAUCCCAUGACUCCUGACCUGUCAGCCUGUCAGCCGCAGGAGCAGCGACAGACCCAGCCGGUGCCACAGAUAGUAGUGCAGGAAUACAGGGAGGAGACUAGCCCUCCACCUCUGUUGUACAGCUAUUCUCAGGCUGUGACCCAGUCGAUGGCCCACCCACGAUCUCCUCCAGAGGGCCAGGUUCAGACCACACAGACCCAGCUCCAGACCCAGACCCAGCUCCAGACCCAGACCCAGCUCCAGCUCCAGACCCAGCUCCAGACCCAGCUCCAGACCCAGACCCAGCUCCAGACCCAGCUCCAGACCCAGACCCAGACCCAGCGACUGGUACAGCAGCAGGUCUGUGAACAACAGGCACUCUCCCAGAGACAACAGCAGCUUCCUGCCCAGUCUCAGGCGCAAGGCCAGGGCCCAGGCGAACCUACGUGCCAAGCUCCCACCUAUUUAGCAACACAAGACCAGAAACGCGCUUUAUCCCAGUCGCCUCAACCGACACGGCCUCUGACGCCCCAGGAGCUGCAGGUUAGGAAGGCACAGGCCAGCAAGAACCGACCCUGGCUGCAGAAGAAGACUCAAGAUCAGAACCAGUCUCCAGGCCAGGUCCAGGCUCCUGCACAGGCCCAAAUCCAGACAGAGAAACAGGUCCCUGUCCAGGUGGUCCCACAGCACACAGGAACCCCCAAGCCUGCUGUUCAGGCACAAGCCAUGACUGUUACACCUUCACAGCCACAGCCCAUAGCCCAUAUCCAGUCUCCCAGCCAAGCCCAACCCAUGACCAAGAGCCUGCCUCAACCACUAACCACAACUCAAGUUCAAAAUCAAAUGAAGGUAGAGGAACCAUCCUCGGCUCAACCUCAGGCUUCCAGCCAGGCCCAGAUGCAGGGCGGGCCUCAGGCCAGGAUGGUCCAGGGUCUGCAGCAGGUGAAGGCCCAGAGCAAGCCUUUACCAAAGGCUCUGCCACAGCCUCAUGGCCCCAUGAAGACACAGGGCCAGGGCCAGAAGCAGAUUCAACCCCAUCCCCAGGCCAAGGUCCAGCUCCAGGCCCAGCUCCAGGCCCAGCCCCAGCCCCAGCCCCAGCCCCAGCUCCAGGCCCAACUCCAGGCCCAGGCCCAGGCCCAGGCCCAGGGCCAGCUCCAGGCCCAGGCCCAGGCCCAAGUCAAGGUCCAGCCCUAUCCCCAGCUCCAGGCCCAGCCCCAGCCCCAGCUCCAGGCCCAACUCCAGGCCCAGGCCCAACUCCAGGCCCAGGGCCAGCUCCAGGCCCAGGCCCAGGCCCAAGCCAAGGUCCAGCCCUAUCCCCAGCCCCAGGCCAAGGUCCAGCCCCAACUCCAGGCCCAGCCCCAGCUCCAGGCCCAGCUCCAGGCCCAGCUCCAGCCCCAGCCCCAGCCCCAGCUCCAGGCCCAGCCCCAGGACCAGGCCAAGGUCCAACCCCAACUCCAGGUCCAGCCACAACUCCAGGCCCAGGCCCAGCCCCAGGCCAACAUCCAACCCCAGAGCCAAAUGCAGACCUAUGCCCAGGCCCAGAACCAGAGGCAGAUGCCGGUCCAGCACCAGGCCCAAGCCCAGGCCCAGGUCCACACAUGGGCUCCAAUCAGAUCUCCCCUCCCCCUUGCUCCAGGCCAGCCACAGCCCUACACCCAGGGGUAUCCCCUAGCCCAGUCCCCUCCCCAGCCAUGGGCCCCAAUCAGACCCGAGUCCCCCAGUUCACCUUACUCCCAUACUAGGGGCCCUACCCAUCCACUAUUCCCAGUGAGAGCUCAGACUCCACCACAGGCCUAUACUCAGACAAUGGGCCUUGCUCACUGCCCUCAGUCCUAUUCACCGGUCCAGUCUCCACCACCCCAGCAGUGGCCCCCAGUCAGGCCUCAGCAACCCUCCCAGGGCUACGCUCAGCCUGGGGGAGCUUACCCCCAGCCUCCUGCCCAGCCUGGAGGGCAACCCUGGAUACAACCUCCAACUCAGCUGCCUCCUCAGGGCCUCACGCAACAGCAGCCUCAGAUGAGAGCCUACAACCUCCAGGCACAGCAAAGCCAGUUCCAGACUCAGUCUUGGGGGCAGCCCCAACGCCAACCUUACCCCCAGCCCCAGCCCCAGCCUCAGCCUCAACCCUAUUCUUAUUCCCAGCCUCAGGCUCAGCCUUUCCCCCAGCCCCAGCCCUAUUCUCCAUUCCAACCUAAAACCUACCCUCAACCCCAGACUCCUUUCCAGCCCCAGCCCCAACUUCAGCCUCAAGCUCGUCCUCAGUUGCAGCCUGCGUCCCAGCCCCAGACCUAUCCUCAAUACCAAGCCCAGACAAAUAAAGCCCAGUACCAGCCCUUACAGCAACCUAAGCCCUCCCAACCACUGCCCCAACAGCAGCCUCAGCCGCAACAGCAGCCUCAGCCCCAGCCCCAGCCGCAACAGCAGCCUCAGCCCCAGCCCCAGCCUCAGCUCCAGCCCCAGCUCCAGCCCCAGCCUCAAAAGCAGAUCCAACCCCAACAGCAGCCCCAGCCCCAGCCUCAGCCCCAACAGCGGCCUCAGCCCCAGCCCCAAAAGCAGAUCCAACCCCAACAGCAGUCCCAGCCUCAGCCCCAGCCUCAGCUCCAGCCCCAGCCUCAAAAGCAGAUCCAACCCCAACAGCAGUCCCAGCCUCAGCCCCAGCCUCAGCUCCAGCCUCAGCCCCAGCCCCAAAAGCAGAUCCAACCCCAACAGCAGCCUCAGCCUCAGCUCCAGUCCCAGCCUCAGCCCCAAAAGCAGCCUCAGCCCCAGCCACAGCCUCUUCCCCAACCCCAAAGGCAGGCCCAGCCUCAGCCCCAAAAGCAGCCUCAGACCCAGCCCCAGCCGCAAACUCAGCCUCAACCCCAUCAGCCCCAGGCCCAGCCCCAACCACAGCCCCAGCCCCAGCCCCAACCACAGCCCCAAUCCCAACCACAGCCCCAGCCCCAACAGAUCCAGGCCUCUCCCGUUCUUCCUCAGUCUCCACCAGAGUCUCCAGAACUGCGCCUCAAGCCUCCCUCCCUAGCCCAGGCCCCCCCCCAGGCCUACACCGAGGCCUACCUCAAGGCCCAGGCCCUGGUCAGGAACCAGUUCGAGGAGGCCAAGCACUGCCUGCAGGAACACAUCCUGGAGGCCAUCAACGUGUUCAAGGACAAGCACGUCUCUCUCGAGCAGGCGGCCGUCAAAGAGGAGACCCUGCGCACGCUGGACCCCGAGCUGCUGGAAGAGUUCCUGCGGGCGGCUGAGGGCAUGGAGGCCUUCUGCACCCUGCCCCAGCUCCGAGACAUGGAGUUCUUCACCAAGUCAGUCAGGACACAGUGGGAGGCUGUGAGAGCUGAGAUAAGCACCUUUGUACUGCAUAUGAGAUUUGAACUAAAGCGAAAAGACUUUGUUAGUGCUGCCUUGCAGUGUGAGAUGCACUUUAACACAAACCCAUACAAGGCACAGGCGUGCUUCUCGGCCGAGGGCAGCCUGGCCCAGGCCGGCCUGCACCUGGAGGCCCUGAAGGAGCUGUGCGAUACCCUGAGCCCCGAGGACGCCCACCUGCUGGCCCAGGCUCAGCUCAGGGAGUGUGAGAAGAGGCUGGCUGCCAUCCAGCGCCAGUUCAGCGGGGACAGGGACACCCCUGACUCUGGGAACUCUGCCGACAUCAGUCAAGACCUGACACAACUGAAAGAAUCUCCCAUGAAGAUUGACAAACCACAAAGCUCUGAGGUAUCAAAUAUUUUCGUGAAGACGAGUUCUUUUGAAAAGAAGGAGAUGGAGAAGAAAACAGAUGCUGUGAAAGAGGACGAUCCAGCCAAGAAGGAGGCUGUGGAAAGAUAUGAGACGUCCAAGAAGGCUUUGCAGGUCCAACUCUCCAAGAAUGAACUCAGCAUCCAGAAAGAUCUCCCGUCUGACUUGGUCUCUCUCAAAGACCUGCACACGCGACUUCAGGAAAUACAGGCCUUGAGAUGCGAAACCGAGUCCCUGUGGACGGAGUAUGGGAACCAUCUGUCCCAGCUCAGACGACAUGGGGGUGUGGAUCAGGAGAGGGCGGAGGUGCAGGAGCAGUGGCGAGGCCAGCAGGCCAGUCUGCAGAAGAGGGGCAGCUCUCUGGGGGCUGCCCUCCGGCAGAUAGACUCCACCGAGAACCACAUGGUGGACUUCUCUGAACGCCUGGACCGCUUCAUCAGACAGCCCAAGGACAUCAGCGCGUUCACGCUGGCCAACACCAACAUCCUGACUGACAUCCGGGACCUGGACGAGAGCAUUCAGAGUGAACUGGACCAGCUGUCCAGGUUAGACUCGGAGCCCAACGAACUGGACCCAAGAGAUCGCUCUCCUCUGAUCCGGGAGGUGGAGACCCACAAGACCAGCCUGGACCAGCUCAGACAGCAGGUCCGCAAGAGCGAGGCCGCCGCCCGGGCCCUGGACCGCUUCCUCAUGUCCCUGCGCACGGUGGAGCAGGACAUCGUCGGGGUGCAGAGCUCCCCCUGCAGCAGCGCCGGGCUACUGCAGGAGUGCCGCUCCAAACUGGCCCUCAGCAGGCAGAGCGUGGCCAGCCUCGGGGACAAGGCCCCCCAGCUGGACCUGCUGCUGCAGGGGGCCAGGCUGUCUGUGACCAGGGACGGGGCCCCUGCCUCCUGCCUGGACAUGGUGUCCUCCCUGGUGGUGAGGCUGGAGGAGGCUGGCGUCCGCCUGGCCUUCCAGCAGCAGGUGGUGCAGAAGGAGCAGGAGAGCCGGUCCCUGGGCCUGAGGAGGAGGGCUCUGUUGGGGGAGCUGAGGAAGGUGCAGGAGGCCGCCGAGAGGCAGGGGCUGAAAGAGCCCACCAUGCCGGCCGUGCAGCAGAGGCUGCGGGCUCUGGCCGACCUGGAGGGUCAGCUGCAGGCCCAGCGCCCGGAGCUGCAGAGCCUCAGGGAGGCCCGGGGGAGGCCGGAGGCCGGGGAGAACCCCCUGCAGGAGCUGGAGACCCAGUGGGACGACGCCCAGAGAGCGGUGACUGACAGACGAGAACAGUGCAGCGUCCUGAUAGAACUGCUGAAGAAGUUCCAGAGUUGCCGUAGUUACCUCAGUAACACCAUGCAGAGGGCAGAGCAGACGAUCUGUGAACAGGCCUCCUACAUGGGCAGAGAAAACCUUCAGAGACUCAUAGCAAAGGUCUGUGGCAUCAAGGAGGAUCUGGGCGGUCUGGGAGCAGGCAUGGAGGAGAUGAGAGGGGUGUGCAGGCAGCUGCAGUCUCACCUGAAGAAGAUCCCUGACUGUAGCGAGGCUCCGUUUGAGGCUGAGGCUGAUGCUCUGGUGGACCGCUGGCUGGAUGUGACAGAGAAGACGGACUCCCACGCGGACAACCUGCGGGUGGGGCUGGAGCUGUGGGACAAGCAGCUGGGGCUGGGCGCCGAAGUGGACAGCUGGGCCGGAGCCAAGCUGGCCCUGUUUGCAGACAGCCACCCCUUCCACAGCGAAGAACAAGUUCUAGCCAUGAGGGAUGAGAUCAACGCGUACGAGGAGAACAUCGAGCGCUUCCACAGGAAGUCCCUGGAGAUCCAGGAGCUGCUUCUGAGCCAGGAGGCCCCGCUGGAGCUGCAGGUGAUGGAGACCCAGCUGAGGAAGAGGGUGGAGCAGGUGAAGGAGCUGUUCUCGGACAGCACUGACGUCUUCCAGGAGUUGGUUGCGGUGAAGAGACACCUGGCAGACAGGAUGGCAGAGUGCCAGGCUGCCCUCCGCACCAUCCAGACCUCAGUCGGCACCAUCCCUGCAUCCGACCCCCAGGCGCCGGCCCAGAUACAGGACGUGUGUGAGCGAUUGCAGGUCCAGGAGGAGCUGGCUGCGUCCGUGCUGAAGGAGGUCAGCCUGGUGUCCAGCGUGGCCAGCCCCCAGGUGCUGCAGGCCCUGUCUGCAGACUGCAGCCGCCUCAGAGAGGCCGUGGACUACACCAAGGACAUGAUUCACCUGAAGAGGGAGGAGGGAGAGAAGGGCCUUCUCAAGCUCAUCAACGACGAGAGCCAGUCCUUUGAAGAGUGGUUCCAGGACCUGCAGCUGUCAGUCAACGAGUGCUUUGAGAACCCAGAGCACAGACAGGAUAUGGAGGCAUCCUUGCAGAGGCUCAAAGGGUUCCUGUCUUCCAAGGCUGGGGAGAAACGUCUGGGCGCGCUGCGGCAGCACGUGGAGCGUGGCCGUGCGCAGGUCCCCUCCCAGCAGCUGGCCCAGCUGACCUCCUGGCUGCAGGAGCAGGCAGAGGAGCUAGCGGCGCUCCGAGCCCACUGCCAGGGCAGAUGGGACCAGCUGGACUCCACCCUCAGCACCCUCAACAGCCUUCAGGAGGAACACGUCCGAUUCCGCGAGUGGCUUCAGGCUCGAGAGCAUCAGGCAGCCGACGGAGGACACCUCGACGACCUUCUCAAAGACGUUCACGAUCAAAGAGCCAGACUGGAGGUCCUCGGCGACCUGCUGGCGUCCGUGCGGAGGCAGGGUCUGAGAGCCGACAACCUCCUGAAGGACAGCGACAACCUGUUGCAGCGCCACCGGAACCUGGAGGCCAGGCUGCAGCACCAGGCCGAGGCUCUGGAGGCCCUGGAGGGGGAGUGUCAAGGGUUUCACACCCAGGCAAAGAGUACCGAAGCCUGGGUGAAAAGCUUGCAGCAACGCCUCCUUUUCCAGGGCAGCAAGACCCAUGCUGCAGAGAGGACACGCAUAACACAGGCUGUCUUGAGUUCCAGACCAGAGGUAGAUUCUAAGCUGCAAGACCUGAAGAGACGAGCACAGAGUCUGUGUGAACAUCAGGACCUGGAGGAGAGCAGGAGACGAGAGGUCCAGCAGGCCGUCAGGGAGGUGGAGGAGGAGUGGAGGAGGGUGUUACAGGAAGCUGAGGAGGCUCUCCACAGGGCUGAGAGACAGAAUGUUCUGGAAGGCCUGUUCGGAGCCUUUGAAACCCAGAAGGGCAGCUGUAGGGCCUGGGUCAGACAAAAACAGCAGAACCUCCACUCACAGACCAAGACUGAAGACAGCCUGCACAUGGCACAGGCUGUCCUGAGUUCCAGACCAGAGGGAGAUUCUAAGCUGCAAGACCUGAAGAGUCGAGCCCAGAGUCUGUGUGAACAUCAUGACCUGGAGGAGAGCAGGAGACGAGAGGUCCAGCAGGCCAUCAGGGAGGUGGAGGAGGAGUGGAGGAGGAUCCUGCAGGAAGCGGAGGAGAGGCUGGGUCAGGCUGAGGCUAAGAGUGCUCUGGAUAACGCCUCAAGAGCAUUUGAGAGCCAAAGAGAAAACAGUCAAUCUUGGGUCAGAAACCAGAGACAGCAACUGCAGAGUCUGGGCAGCCACAUGCAGAUCAAUGAAAGACUGCACGUCACAAAGGCUGUCCUGAGUUCCAGACCAGAGGGAGACUCUAAGCUGCAAGACCUGAAGAGACGAGCCCAGAGUCUGUGUGAACAUCAGGACCUGGAGGAGAGCAGGAGACGAGAGGUCCAGCAGGCCGUCAGGGAGGUGGAGGAGGAGUGGAGGAGGGUCCUGCAGGAGGCGGAGAAGGCUCUCCACAGGGCUGAUGUCCUGGAGAAGGACCACAAAGCGUUCGAAACCCAGAAGACCGAUGCUCACAGCUGGGUCAGAGCCCGGAAACAGCACCUUGAGUCUCUGACUGGUCAAGCCAAGACUGAGGGGAAGAUGAACUCAGCACAGGCUGUCCUGAGUUCCAGACCAGAGGGAGACUCUAAGCUGCAAGACCUGAAGAGACGAGCCCAGAGUCUGUGUGAACAUCAGGACCUGGAGGAGAGCAGGAGACGAGAGGUCCAGCAGGCCGUCAGGGAGGUGGAGGAGGAGUGGAGGAGGGUCCUGCAGGAGGCAGAGAAAGCCCAGAGUCAGGCUGAGGUCCUGGAAGCCCUGGAGAAGGAGGUGAAAGGCUUCAAAGCCUACGAAGAAAGCACCCGGGUCGGGGUGAGAAACCUACAGCAUCGCCUGGUCUCUCUGGGCAGCCUCAAGAACACUGAGGACAAACUGAAGACUGCCCAGGCUGUCUUGAGUUCCAGACCAGAGGGAGACUUUAAGCUGCAAGACCUGAAGAGACGAGCCCAGAGUCUGUGUGAACAUCAGGACCUGGAGGAGAGCAGGAGACGAGAGGUCCAGCAGGCCGUCAGGGAGGUGGAGGAGUGGUGGAGGAGGGUCUUACAGGAAGCUGAGGAGGCUCUCCACAGGGCUGAGAGACAGAACGUUCUGGAAGGCCUGUUCGGAGCCUUUGAAACCCAGAAGAAGAGCACCCAAUCCUGGAUCAAAGAAAAGCAGAAACAUCUAAAGUCUCUUGGCAAUCAAAAGAAAACUAAAGAAAGACUUCACACAGCACAGGCUGUCCUGAGUUCCAGACCAGAGGGAGACUCUAAGCUGCAAGACCUGAAGAGACGAGCCCAGAGUCUGUGUGAACAUCAGGACCUGGAGGAGAGCAGGAGACGAGAGGUCCAGCAGGCCGUCAGGGAGGUGGAGGAGGAGUGGAGGAGGGUCCUGCAGGAGGCGGAGAAGGCCCAGAGUCAGGCUGAGGUCCUGAGCUUUCUGUUCAAUGAGCUACAGGCCUUCCAGGCCCUGGAUGAAAGCAUCAGGACCUGGCUCAAAGAACCCCAUCUCUGCACACCAUCCCUGGGCACUGGGACCCAGGGCAGCCAGGCUCAGCUGGAGGACAGGCUGAACAAAGCACAGGCCAUCCUGAGUUCCAGACCAGAGGGAGACUCUAAGCUGCAAGACCUGAGGAGACGAGCCCAGAGUCUGUGUGAACAUCAGGACCUGGAGGAGAGCAGGAGACGAGAGGUCCAGCAGGCCGUCAGGGAGGUGGAGGAGGAGUGGAGGAGGGUCCUGCAGGUGGCUGAAGAGGGUCACAGACAGUUGCAGGGUGUUGUGGAGAGUCUGAUCUCCUCUCAGCACCAGCGGGAGAAGACCCAGUCGCAUCUGGCAGACCUCCGGCAGCAGACGGCCCAGCUCUCUCGUCUCUUCCCCUGGCCAGGCCUGGGCGACCGCAGGCAGGCCGUGGAGCAGGUCCAGAGCCUGCUGUAUCAGACCAGCACCCUGGCCCCGGGCCUCUCAGCCCUUCGCACCCGGGCCAUGGACAUGUUCCAGCUCACCCAGGACCCCUACUGGACAGAGCUGUCCUGGGCUGAGAUGGAGGAAUGCAUCCCUGCUCUGCUCAAAGACCUGACAGAUGUGUGCGCUGACCUGGAGGAGGGGAUCCAGGCUGAGAGGCUGUGCACCCAGCUGGUGGAGCAGCACGGGGCAGCGCAGGACUGGCUGAGGGACCAGGUCAAGGGUCUGGGCCCCCUGCCCGCUGACAGGCCGGGUCUUCAGUGUGCCGUCAACACCCUCAAGGCCCUGCUCCAGACAGUGGACAGGGAGGAGAGGGAUAUGAGGGAACUGGACCAGGUCAGAGACACCCUGCUGAGUCACUGCACCCCCGGGGGUCGGGACGCCCUGACCUUGGAGGUGAGCCACCUCCACGAGCUACGCACCUCCUCGGAGAGGGAGGCGAGGGAGCGUCUGGCUGUCCUGGAGGCCCGGCUGGGGGAGCUGGAGGGCCAGCAGGCCAAGAGGGCCCUGGGCCUGAGGGAGAGGGCCGCUGCUCUCCUCUGGGAGCUGCGAUCCCUGGAUCAGGCGCUCAGCUACAGCGAGCCUAGCCCCAACGUAGCUCAGCUGCAGCAGCACUGGCACAGCCUUAAGAACUGUGAGAGGUUACUGGAAGGGUUGGGGGUGAAGGUUCACGACCUAUGCCAGACUGUCCGGUCUGCGUCAACUGAAGAGGAAGUUCCUGUGGAUGUUCUCUCCUCAGUAAACUCUCUGAGCGAGCAGCAUGACGGUUUGAGGUCCAGGCUGGGUGAGAGGAAGGAAGCGUGUGGGCAGAAUACAGCCCAGUGCCUGGCAGACAGUCUCCUGACCCUGCAGCGGUGGACCCACACUCCUCCAGCGCUCUCAGCCUCCUCGGUCCAAGUAGCUCAUGCUGCGUUAGAGGAGGGUGCUCAGCUGCAGCAAAGCCUGCAGGGGGCGCUAGCUCACCGGCUGUUCCUGGUUGACUGCCUCAAACCAGAUCAAGCUGAGAAGCUGGAGAGAGACAGUUUACAAUCUCUUGAUGAUGCGAAGAAGCACAGUGCUUCUCUCACCCAGUGUCUGAAGAAUCUCAAUAAGAGAAGUCAACAAAAAGUCUCAGAGUCUGAGUUGGCUGCUGUCUGUGAUGUUAAGUCAGAGGACAAAAAGGUUCCAGAAGGUUCCUCACCUCAGAUGCCUGUAAGCCCAGCCAAGAGCCAGCAGGUUCAAGUCCAAGACAGUCAGCGAGCUAAAGCCCCACUGAGCCGUCCUGUCAUUGAGAAGUCUGUACCAGUCAAACAGGAACACUCCUCUAGAAAAGACCCCACUCGGUCUGAGGUAAGGUGUCCAGAUUCUGUUGUGACGUCGGUGGCUGCAACACAGGUGACAAAGGCUGUUCCUGUGGAGCCUAAACCGAUCAUGAAGGUGGCGAUGGUCAUACUUGAUACAGACACUCAGCAGAUACAAGAUCCACCCUCCAAGACCCCUUCAUCUGAGACUUUUGUUCAUCCUGUUGCCAAGGAGACUGUUGUUCAUCCUGUUGCCAAUGUCGGUGCUGUUGUCCAGCGAGGAGACCCCACUUCACUGACUGAUCAGAAAGGGCAAGGCUCUCCUUCGACACACACUCAGGGUAUUGACGAACAACGCUACCCAGACGACUCAUCCAUGAAACAAACAGACAAGCUGCAAUCUCUUCCUGAGAAGAAACUGGCCGCUGUCAUUCUGGACACAUCUUCAGUGUUUGUGCAGAUGCCUGUGCAGUGGCCCAUAACCAGCCCUGAAACUGCACGUAUCAUAUCCUCCGGAGGAGCCGUAGGUUUUGAUACCACACUCACUCAGUCCAUUGGUGAAAUGAAAGUUACUCAGCCUCCCACUGAAUAUCUGGAGUCAAAGUCCCUCAGCACAGCCAAUCAGACUCCCGAGCUGACAGAGUCAACUGUCAGAGAGUCGAGAGAAAAACCCAAGAAGCAUCCAGAACCUGGCCUUCCCGACUCGGCGGACAAAUCCCUCACCUCAGACGCACAUUCCCAAGCCUCUGUGACCCAACCUACGAAGGUCAAGGCAGAUUACAUCGAGGGGCUGUUGAAAGACGGCAAACCCGAGUCUCCGAUGCGGUACCUGGUGUUGGAGAUGCCUGUGGAGGUGGCUCGUACCCAGAAAGAACCUCCUGUCGAUGUUGGUAGAAGUCAACAUGAAGAAAUAGCUGUUACAAGUCAACCUAGUCAAACAAAGACCCCUGAGGUAGCGCAGGUAGUCAGACCAGACAGAGAAUGGACUGAGAUCGACUUUUCUCAGUCAGAGGUGUGCAAAUCCACACAGCAUCCAGAACCCUCGAAAAGAAAAACUAAAUUAUCUAAAACUACAGCAGAACCUUCUGAAACCACACCUGAACCCUCUGAAACCACACCUGAACCCUCUAAAACCACACCUGAACCCUCUGAAACCACACCUGAACCCUCUGAAACCACACCUGAACCCUCUAAAACCACACCUGAACCCUCUAAAACCACACCUGAACCCUCUGAAACCACACCUGAACCCUCUGAAACCACACCUGAACCCUCUAAAACCACACCUGAACCCUCUGAAACCACACCUGAACCCUCUGAAACCACACCUGAACCCUCUGAAACCACACCUGAACCCUCUAAAACCACACCUGAACCCACACCUGAACCCUCUAAAACCACACCUGAACCCUCUAAAACCACACCUGAACCCUCUAAAAGAAAGACAAAACUCUCUAAACCUACAACCACCCUGGAACCCUCUAAAACUACACCAGAACAUUCUAAAACUACAGUUGAAUAUUCUGAAAGAACACCGGAAACCUCUAGAACCUCAUCAGAAUCUUUCCUAACAACACCUGAACCCUCUAAAAGAAAGGCAAAACUCUCUAAACCUACAGCAGAUCCUUUUAAGUCCACACCAGAUCCCUCAAUAACCACGCCAGAACCCUCCAAAGCCACACCUGCACAACCCUCUAAAUCCACACCAGAAUCCUCUAGAACCACGCCAGAAUCCUCUGUAACUACACCUGAACCCUCCAAAAGAAAGAAAAAACUUUCUAAACCUACAACAGAUCCUUUAAAGUCCACGCCAGAAUCAUCCGUAACCACACAAGAACCCUCUAAAGCCACACCUGCACAACCCUCUAAAUCCACACCAGAACCCUUUAGAAUCACACCAGAACCUACUAUAACCACGCCAAAGUCAAAACUCUCUAAACCCACACCUGAACCAUCUAAAACUACAUCAGAACCCACUGAAACAAUACCAGAAUCCUAUAAAAUCACGACUGAACCCUCUAAAACUAAGCCAGAACCACCAAAUAGAAAGUCAAAGCAGUCCAAAACAACAGGCGGUAAAUCUGUCGAGGAAAAGGACAAAGGGACUCUGGAAGAGGACGUCAAAGAAAGAAAAACCGAACUGGACCAACGUGAGGUGCCAGAGAGCUCGAUGACACCUCCUGCGAAAGUGGAACAGGUCUCUCGACACCACGAGGAAGCUACUUUGCAAACGAACAGACGACAAACGACAGCAGCCCAGAGCGGGAGAGGAGCGGCGAGUGGAGAAACACGGCCGAGUGGAGACGAUGGGGACCGGUCAGAAAGACGGCGUGAAAGACCGUCGGACAGCACAGAGCCGUCCGAAGCCGUAGGUCAACAAGGGGGGACAGGUGCUCAGAGAGAGGACGGACAGGGCCACGGUCAAGGCCGGUCAGAAGAGAGGGCAGGCCCAUUGGAGACACAGCGGACAGGUGUGGAGGAGCAGGAGAAGAGGGGUUUCACCGCAAACAGACAGCCAGGGGAGGACACCCCCCCCGCUGCCAUGGCAACAGCCACUGACGAGGUGAACGUGGAGAAUGUGGACUUGCCUCGGCAGCAACAGGACCGCAGUUCAGAGAAGCCUGCUGCCCCUGGUGAGGUAGUCUGUGAUGUUGAGAUCAAAAAGAAGCCAGCACCGGCUGUUUCACAAGGACCCAGCAUGGAGGACAUCUACACAGAGAUCCAGACACUCACCCAGACUGGACCCAACACGAUGCUGAUUGAGGGUAAACGCCGUGAAUCCGUAGCAGGGGUUCUGGACACAUCUAUCAGAGACCUGGAGGCCCAACUGGGCAGGUUGCUGGUCAGGGUUCUGGGUUGCAGAAGCCGGUCAGCUGGCCUCGACCCUGCUGCCCUGUCCAGGCAGGUAGAGGAGGCUGAGGAGUGUAAACAAGCCGCACAGGUCCAGGUGGAGCUCCUGUCCCAGUCGAGCAGAUCCGAGGCCGAGGACCCUGAGGCGUUGGAGCUGGUGGAGGGCCAGUGGAGCGCUGCAGUCUGGGAUGCCUCCACUACCCUCCAGAGUAAAGAGGCUCAGCUGCAGCUGGUGAGCGAGUGUGUCAGGCAGACCCAGGCAGCCAAGGACACGCUGAGGAGGCUUGCAGGAGAGCUUGAGGCGCUCAAAACAUCUCCGGUGGAGAGCAGCUCUGUGGAGGCUGAGGGGCUGGGCUCGUUCGUACGCCGUAUGGAGGAAGAGAGGACUGUCCUGGGGGAUCUUCUUCUGAGCCACACCAAGCUGGUCCCCCACCUGAGCCAGGCGGAGAGGUCCGCGGCCCAGACCCGCUAUAGAACCCUGCAGCGAGACUGGAGAGGCCUGGAAAGAGCUGCAGAGAGGACCAUACACCACGUCAACGCCCAUGCCAGAGAGAGCAGCAGACUCCUCUCAGACAUUUCUAGCCUUCGUGAGAACCUGGAGAGCCUGGGAAAGACUUUGAGCCCAGUCGGGUCUCCUCUGGUUGGCCAGUGGCAGAGCCAGCGGGUCCAGGAGCUGAUGGUGGUGGGUGCGGAGCUGACUGCAGCCCGACAGAGACACCAGCACAUGCAGAAAGACUUCGAGUCUCUGUCCCACGCGUCCCGGUGGGAGAAAGAGAUGAACGAGAUAAACCAGGGUCUCCGUCAGGUGAAGGAGCUGAUGGACCGCAUGGGGGAGCAGGCGUCUUCUCAGUCCCCCACCAGCCGCAACCCAACCAUGGCGAAGAUCCUAAAGGUGAUGAUGGACGCCUUCGACUGGGCCAAGCAGACAGAGAGUGACAUCGAGUGCAGGAGAAGGAGGGUGGCUCUGUUACCGGAAGAGGUUCACAGGCAGAUCAAGGAGCUGAAGAAGCUGCAGUCGGAGAUGACAGCCAAGCAGGUUCAGCUGCAGGCUCUGGUGGAGGAGGUGACGGACCUGAUCCCUCAGCUGGACGACGGUGACAAGGUCCCCACGGUUAACUCCUCACUGAAAUCCCUGGAGAAGCUCUCAAAGUCCACCUCCGACAAGCUGACCAGGGCCGUGAGGGAGAUGGAGUCCGGCUUGCAAACCCGAGAGAAGAUGUCGGAGCAGAUGGCCGACGUGGACUCCUGGAUCGUGGCUCAUCUCCACCGAGCAGUCUCCAGGAGAGGGGAGGGCGAAGGUCAGACCGCUGCCUACCUGGAGCGCCACGCCCGGCAGAUCCAGGACACCCUGGGAGAAGCGGAGAAGCAGGCUGCAGUCUCCGAAGCCCUCCUCAUGAAGAGUCGAGACAUCUCCUCCGAGCUCAGUGUCUCGGAGAACUGCCUCCUCCGUGACAGACUCGCCAACCUCCAGGAAGACGUCAGAGGCAUCGUCAGCUUCGAGAAAGCCAACCACCAGGAGCUGGAGGAGCUUUUCAAGACCCAGGACUCAACCAAACAGAAGCUGAGCUCCGUGGAGAACAGUCUGACUCAGAUGCUGGUGGAUCUGAACCGACACAGGUUCCCUGUCACCAGGGAGUCCCUGGCCGCUCUGGAGCCUUUCAGACACAUGAUCCUGGAGCACAAGAGCGAGGUGGACCGCCUUCAGCCCUGCAUCCCCGAGGAGAAGAGAAAGGAGCUACAGUGCGUCAUAGCUGAGCUGCUUGGUCAAAUGAACGCCCUGGAUGCGAAGGCCAAAGAACACGAGCGGUACCUCAGCUUUAGACAGCGUGUGGAGGACCUCAGGGAGAAUGUGGAGGAGCAGGUCCAGCAGGCCAAAGAGGAGAGCCGAGGGUUAGAUUGGAGGUUCAAGGCUUUCCAGGUCCUGCUCACCCAGAUCCCUCUGAUGAAGAACCUGUGUGAGGAGGCUGCAGAUGAACUUCAGAACAUCUCCCCAGACCUCUACCCGUCCCAACUGACCAUGGAGCGCCAAAGACUAAAGCAGAACUUACAGAGCCUUAACACCUGGGAGAUGACUGUCCACAGCAACCUCCAAAUCAUGGAGUGGAAUCUGCUGCGAGGAAUGCACUACCCCUCCGAGCUGAAAUCCCUACAUGCCUUCCUCUUGGACACCCAGAGAGGGCUGCAGCAGACCUGGAGCCUGGAGCCCAGAGACGAUGUCAUGGACAAGGAGCUUUGCAAGACUGUGAUUUUGAGAAAAUUAGUGGAGGCGAGAAUGCGAGCGUUGGACGUCAUUCGCCAAAAGAAAGAAUACGGACAGGGGGAUGCAUCCCAGGAGUAUAAUGAACUAAAGGAGAUGAAGGACACCGUCCUAAAGGAAUGCGACUUACGAAUGGAGAACAUUUCCAAGGCUCGCGACUCUCUGAGGAGCUACACCUGCGGUGUUAAAUGUGCGGUGCGCUUCCUCCAGGAAGCAGAGACCGCACUCCUCCCACCUCAGGGCUCCGUGGGAAGCUGCUCUGAGCGGGUCGAGGACUCCCAGCAGGCCUUGGCCUCUCUGGAGGAGCAGUUCCAGUCCCAAGUCCUCCAGCUCCAGACCCUUGCCCCCCAGCAUGCUUGCUUCUCUCCCCAGAAGGUGGAGGACCUCCGUGGGAAAGUGCUAAGCAGUCUCCUGGUGUGGAGGUCCACCCUCCAUGCCCAGGCCCAGCUAAGACUAGAAACACUGCAGAGAUGUGCUGAACAUCGCAGAAGGUACACAAAGUGCCAUGAGGAGACAUGCCAGCAUGUACAGAGUAUGGAGACGUCUCUCUCUCAGCACAUCGCUCACAAACCCUCCUCCCUCCAAGGCUGCACAGAGCAACAAGCUAAGAUGAAGGUGCUGUCUGGUGAAGUGGACUCUCUGAUUGGAAGACUGGAGGAACUGAAGGAGUGGUGCCCAGAACCUGGUUGCCGUGGCAGCAGGGAGAGAGCUGUUAGCGCCCUCUGGAGACAGGUCUACAGACUGCAGUGGUGCACACGAGACCUGACGGCUCGCUCACAGAAAGCAACAGCAGAAUGGACUGAGAUCACAGAACAUGUGGAGAGGGCGUCCCUGGUCCUGGAGCAGGUGGAGGCUGAGCUGCCGGACUGCUCCAGGGAGAAGAUAUCUGGGGAGGAGCUGCAGGAGCUGCUGCAGCGGUGGGAGCAGUACCAGGACCGGGCGGACUGUGAACAGCGCGCCCUCUCAGCCCUGGAGCUCCGCAUCGCCAGGCUGCUGGGCGUUGCAGCACACCUGGAGCAAGCCCCUCCCGUCCGCCUCUGCGAGAAGCUGCAGGCCCUGCAAGGCAGAUACAAAAGCCUGAAGGAGAGGAGCCGGCAGGGUCACCUUGCAGCACUGGCGGAGGUGGAGGAGAGGGACGCAGUGAGGGAGGAGCUGCAGGCCGUUAAGGUCUGGCUGGAGGCGGCAAACAGUGUUCUGGUGGAGCUGGAGGACUGUCCUAAUGCAGAAGACCUACAGGAGAUCCAAACUCAACUGAUUAUCCAAAAGGCUGUGGUCCAGAGAGUCAUGGACGGAUUGAGGAUCAAAUAUUCCGACAUGUACACCCUGGUUCCUGUUGAGAUCGAGACGCCCCUAAAGGAAGUCACACACACUCUAAAGAAUAUCGAGAAAAAGGUGGAGGACACCGUGGAGAAGAGCAGCCCGCUGCAAAGACUCGGGGCCAAGCUGUCUGAGAUCAAGGCUGGACUGGGAUCAGUGCAGGACAAGCUCCAGCAGAGAAGCCCCAGCCUGGCAGAGGCAGAGCGCACCCAGAAGCGCGUGUGGGAUGAGCUGGACCAGUGGCACUCCCGCGUGGCUGCGCUGGAGGUGGAGGUCCAAGAAGUGGAGCAGGUGGAUGAGAUGCAGGUCCUGACAGAGCGGGUGGGGGAUCUGCAGCAGCUGCACUCACACAUGGCCAAACAGGCUGAGCAGAGGACGUCCUUCCUCGGCAAGAUCCAUACCUGGAUGAAGGAGCAUGAGGAGAUGAUCAACAGCUCCAACAGCUGGCUGACCGAAGCUCAGUCCUGGCUGACCGCCCCCUGCAUUUAUACCACCGCCAAGUGUCUCAGGAGCCACGUCCACGCCCUGCAGAUGGUGCUGGAUGACUCAGAGCAGAUUCGGAUGACUCUUCAGGGCUUUGUUUCCAUGCUGACGGAGAUCUCCCCGGUGUGUGACAUCACGGCGCUGCAUGAGCAGCUGUCAGAGGCAGACGGACGCGUCGCCGCCAUGCAGCUCAGCUUUGUGGCUCCGCUCUCCCAGAUGGAGCACGCCGCCGCCGAGGUGGAGGCCAUUGAAACGGAGGUGAAAUCGAUGGAGAAGGACGUGUCUGAGAUCAGGUUGUUGCUCUCGGCCCCUCAAGCUCUGCCCAGCCCCAAAGAGGAGAGCCUGAAGGUCGUCGGAGACAGACUUGGGUCUAUGAAGAGGACCGUAGAGGAGAUCCAGAACUGUAAACCAGGGUUGUGUCUGCCAGAGGAAGCUGAGGAGACUCUCUCUGUCUUCCAGAGAGUGGAGCAACUCCAGCAGCAGCUGACGGCGUUGGGGAAGAUGCUUCUAGAACAGUCUGCAGAGACCAAGCUGCCCUUAACAUCAGCACCAGUGAAGAAAUGUGCCCCUAGCCCAGCUGCACCCACCUCUAUCCCAGAGAGGGGACCUGCUUCCAGUCUAGUGGAACCCUACCUUGAGGGGGCCCAGGAGAACGGCACAGAACAGGGGAGCAUCCAGAUCGUACACGUGGAAGAAGAUGCGUUGAAGAAGCGCGGAGCCGCUCUGUUGACCGUGGAGGCUUCCUCUCCUGAGCAGAGACGGGGAUGGGGAGAAGAUCUGAGCAGGCAGACCCCCCUGAGUGUUCCUCAGGCUGGCGAGACGAAGAAUGAGGAGGAGAAGAAUGAGGAGGAGGAGGAUGAGGAGGAGGAUGAGGAUGAGGAGGAGGAUGAGGAGGAUGAGGAGAAGGAGGAGGAGGAAGGAGGAGGCAUUUUAUGGUGGCUGUGGGAGACAUUCCUGGGCAGCGAUCCAGAGGUGCUUGAGGUGGUGUCGGGGGAGGAGCCGGCUGGAGCUGGAGAAGCAUCCGGAACUCUGCAGCAACCAAACCUGCCCGAUACUCAACCGACUGAACCUCAAACCGGACAGGACGCAAAGGACGCAGCAGGCUUCUCUCCGAUCUCUGAAGCGAGCGGCCAUGGAGCUUUAUCAAAGCCGUUGGGCACGGUCAGAACCCAGUCUUUGCCCUCAAGCAUGGAGCACAUGGGACAGAGGGGGGGUGACAGGCCCCCUGCGGGGCUGAAGACCCACUUUACACACACCGUAGACACACACACAACACACACUCUCGCCAAGGGCUCCCCCGCUGUGACUCCCACUGAUAUAGCAUGUACAGACAGUGGGCCCAGGUCACCUGAGUCAGCCCAAGUUCAGCCCUCUGAAGAGCCUCUGGCAGCCCCAGUGGAGGAGACACCCACCAAGUCCACACCCAGCAAACGGGCCUCUCCGCCUGGGCGGCCCGUGACGCACUCCCAGCCACUGGAGAUGACGUCCGCCUCAGUCACUGCACAGACACGCACCCCCUCUGAUCCGACUGACAAAGCGCCCCUGCAGACCGCAGGAGCCCCCGCCCCCCUAGCAGCCCCCCGAGAGCCCCCACCCCACCCCACCCCUCAAGGCUCUCUCAGGGCCAGCCAGAAGGACCCAGAGGGCGUGCCCCCAACAGCAGCCCUGGCCCCGGGGGAUAUCCAGGCCCUGGCAGGGCCUUCUCCCUCUCUUGUGCUGCUCCAUGCCUGUCGUGAGCGGGCCACACAACUGGAGGACUGGCUGGAGAGAGCCAGACACGACCUGGGACAAACACGCGGCACCGGCAGCAUGCAGGUCAGCGUGGAGCAGCAGCUCCUCACAUGUCAGGAGAUGUUUCUGGAAAUUGAGCAGAAGGUUGCGGUCCUGUCAGCACUGGGCCUGCAGCCACAGGCGAGGGGGGAAGGAGAGGUGGAGGGGGGGUCAGUAGAGACUCAACAGCAGGAGGCGGAGGAGGAGGAGGUGCUCUCCUCCAAGCUGGAGCUGCUGAAGACCAGCCUGGUCACCUUCCAGCUCCUGCUGCAGGAGAGGCAGAACGAAGAGCACUCACACACACUCCCACACAAACAGCAGGCCUCAGCACUUAGAGAGCGCCCCCCGAAGGCUGAGCUGAGGCGCAGUGCCAGCGUCCAGGAGAUGCUCUCCUCAUCCAAGAGCAAACUCAUCCGCCAGAGCAGCCUGCAGCAGCAGCAGGAGCUGGAGCAGGAGCUUAGUGAGCAGAGAGGCCUGACCAAGGCCAUCGCACAGCAGGGGAGCAGGUCACGUCUCCUCAGCCAAGACCAGGGCCAGGAGGAUCAGACCCAGCCAUCCCCACGGUGUGUGUUGGCUGGGCCGGAAGCGGAGGGCGGGGCAGCGGGUCAGAGGAAGUGGUCACACCUUCAGUCCCAGCUGCUGGCGCUGGAGGAGACCACCCUGCUAAGCUCCGCUCAGGGGCCAGAGGCAGCUGUGGGCUGGGGAGAGGCAGCUGGAGGGGUGGUGGUGGGCAGCCACACCCUGGAGGACCUGCACACACACAUCCACCGUCUGAGAGAGCUGGGACGCACGGCCAAGGAAGCCCCGACUGAGGAGGUGCCCCUGGAAGAGCACCUGCAGAGACUGGACGAGGGUCUGUUUGAUGUGCUGUAUGGGGUCGCCCUGACCCUCUCCUCUCUCAACACCCUGCUGCAGUCACCCCCUGGACCUGCCUGUGAGGACACACAACGCCAGCUGCUCACGAGUCUUGCUGCAGAGUUGGACAUGCUGGCCAGCGAGCUGGGCUCUCAUGGGUCAGAGGUCACCGGCGUUCUGGGCUUGGGUCAGCCGUGUGUGGGUCAGCUGGGCAUGCUCCUGCCUGUGGUCCAGAUCGGCCUGGCCAGCAGAGAGAAACAGCUGCAGACCCAGCAGGAACAGAUGCACCAGCACCAGAGAGAGUUGAAAGGCUUGCAUGCAGCCCUCUUUUCUAACAAGGUGGCCAUUGACCAAAUGACUAACGAAGUUACCACCCAAGACACUAGCCUGCAGUUACAGGCGUUGGAGCAGGACCUCCAGGAGCAGGCCCGCCAGGUGUCCUCCCUGACUGCUGACAGCCAGGGCCUGCCCCCCACCCUCCUGCAGGAGGCCACCAAACUGGAGGGUGCGCUGGAAAGCAUGAUGGGGCGCGUGGGCAGCAGGUGCCAGGAGCAGAGGACCAGCGCGGAGCUCCAGAGGCAGCGAGAGAGGCUGCUCCUCAGCCUGAGAGAGCUGCUCUCUCUGGGCUCAGAGCGGCUCGCGCGGCAGCCUGGUCUGGAGCCACGCUCUACGGCGGAGCUACAGAGCUUUCUCGACACCCACACGAAGUUCUUCCAGUUCCUGGGGAUCCACCUAAGGACCCUGCAGUAUCUCUCCCAGAGGCUCCCGGCCAGCGCCCCCCAGGGGUUGGAGGGAGAGCUGGCAGGACUACAGGAGGAAGUGGCCAGAGUGCAGCAGCAGGCCCUGGAGAGAGGCAUUCAGGCACAGACAACCCUCCAGAUGUGGAUGCAGUGGGAGGAAGACAGUGCCUGGCUGGACACCUCAUUUAAAGACAUGGAAACUACUUUUCCCAAAGUGCACCUGGAGGAGGACUUGGAAAAACAGAGCUGCUGGAAACUUUCUGUCUACCAGGAAAUGAAAGGAGUUCUGGAGGGGACCAGUUGUCGCCUGGGGCGUCUGGGGGAGCUGGGAGGUCGGCUGCAGGUGGCGGGCUGCAGGGGCGUGGGUGCGUCCUGGCGCCAGCAGGGGUCCCGCUGGACAGCAUUGGAGAGGAGACUGGAGCGGAGCCUGCUCAGCACAGACAAGCACAGGAAGCUGUGGAGCAGGUUUUCACGUGACGCCGCCGUGCUGACCGGCUGGAUGGACGGAGCGAGGGAGGCGUUGAGGGGGUGGAGCCAGCUCCCUUUCACAGCCAAUCAGGAGCCAGAUCUAACUGAGGAUAGCCGUCACUACCAACAGUUCUUGGACUUCAGGAGAGAGCUGGAGGCCAGGUCCGAUCUGAAGGGCUCUGUGAUCACCACUGGGGCUCAGCUAGAGCAGCUGAUGGAGGCAGAAAGAGAGGCAGAGAGCCAGACUCCAGCCCCAGAGCCCAGCCCCGUACACACCCAGCUCAGACAGAUAGAGCUGGACUGGGCAGUCAUCGUGUCGGAUGUGCCCAUGGUCCAACACACACUGCACCAGAGGCUGAUGAGGGUGCUCCCUCCCCAGGGGGCCGUGGCAGAGCUGCUGGCCUGGGUAGGAGAGGCUGAAGCCAGGCUACAGGAGCAGCAGGACAGCCUCCUCCAGACCUCCAGCCCUGACCUGACUAGGGUGCUGGGGAGCUGCAAGGAGUGUCAGGUGGACAUGACUGGCCGUCAGCUCACGGUGGACUUUGUCAACCAGUCAGGGUUGCAGACGGCCAGGCUGGAGGGCCGGAGAGGUCGAGGUGAACAGACCCAGUUUGCUGAGGAGCUGGGACACCUAAACCAUCGCUGGCUGUCUCUCCACGGAGCGCUGAACUCGCAGGCGCAGACUGUGGAGAGGGUGCUGAGGACCAGAGCAGAGAGAGAGGCCACAUUGCAGCAGCUGUGCGGCUGGGUGACCGCUCAGAGGGAGAGCAUGACCCGGACUCCUGUCAGUCUCUCUGACGUGGAGACACGCAUCCACGCGUCUGAGGCGCUGGAGGAGAAGAUCAGGGUGAAGACGGCUGCCCUUGAGGAGCUGAGGAUCAAACACCUGGGAGAGACCGAGGACAGCAGCUGUGACUUCAUCACACAGACAGACCGGGCGGUCAGCGCCUGUGCUGCCCUCACCCAACAGAACACAGAUGAGAGGCUGGACCUGAAGCAGGUGCAGGGUCUCUGGGCUGGCCUGCAAAGCGGCCUGGAGGCUGCAGUCCUGAGCACAGUGAAGACCCAGCAGGUCCUGCAGUACCACGGCAGCCCCCAGCUCUCCCUCCAGGCCCACCAAGCCCUCCACCACAGGCUGCAGCGUCUCCACGAGGAGAGCGAGGGCUGCGACGCGGGUUGGGAGGCUCUGAGCCAAACUCUGUCAUCCCUCGGAGAGAGGGUCAGUCCUUCUGCUGCGCUCCUCCUCGCAGAGCUGCUGGACAGACAGAAAACAAGGUGGGCCCAGGUGAAGCGUGAGCUGGGGUUCCAGCUGGUGAAGAGCCAGGCCGUCCUGGAGGUGUGGAGGGAGUACGUCGGCCUCGCUGAGCCCUUCUCCCAGAGACUGCAGACCCUGCAGGAGGAGCUGGGCGCCCUGCUGGGAGGACCACCCGGGCAGGACAACACCACGGAGAGACUCACCAGCCGCAUGCUCACCCUGCACAGUCUGCAGGAGAGUGCCGGCAGUUUGCAGAAUGACCUAGAGGGGGUGCUAGAGGCCUCUAAGGUCCUCAGUGGACGAGUGGAGCCCUCGGCCGCCCUCUUCAUCCAAUCAGAGAGCCGUAUGCUGACCCGUGGGGUCUUACAGUUGACCCAGUCUCUGAUUAGGAAGCUGGGUCACCUACAGGAGGAGCUAGAAGAGCGGCAGCAGUUCGACAGCCUUCUGGAGACACUGGAGAGACACCUGGAGGAGUGGGAGGAGAGGCUGAAGCACGUCUCUCCACACGGAGACACCACCAAGUGUGAGCUGUUGGAGCUGGCCGGUCUCUCUCCUGACCUGGAGGUGCUGAACGAGCUGAGCUUCAGGGUGACCCUGAGCGAGGUCGCCUCUCAGAGGCUGCAGAGCCUCAACAGGAGCUGGGCUCAGGCCUCCGGCCGCGCUGUAGAGGCCUGCAGUGAGUUGCAGACGGAGGCGCUGAGGCAGCAGAGUUUCGAGCAGAAGUGUGAGAGCUGGAUGCUGUUCCUCCAGACUAUGGAGGACAGUCUGGCUGUGGACCUGGCCAGCACCUACACGGGCCUGAGAGAACAGCUACGCGUUCAUCAGAGGUUCCAGGAGGAGCUGUCUAUCGGCCACCAGAUCCUGCACUCUGUCAUCAACGAGGCCCUCCGUCUCCUUCAGAGAGGAGAGGUGGAGGACAGGAGUGACUUCAUCCUGAGGCUGGCCCAGCUGAGGGGACACUGGCAGGGGGCGGUGCAGCGGGCGGCCCAGCGGCGCGCCCUGGUGGAGGGGCUGGUCAAACACUGGCACCUCUACAGACGCAACCUGAAGAAGCUGCAGAGCUUCCUGGCCGACGCCCACACCCUCCUCCGCCCCACUGGCCCCGCCCACUGCAGCGUGCUGCACCUGCGAUGCUCACUGGAGGACAUCAAGCACACUGAGCUGCUGUUCCAGAGGUACCAGUGCAGCUACAUCCACACCAUGGAGCUGGGCCGACAGCUGUUCUCCCUGGGGGACGAGGACACCCAGAGCCAGCUGCAGGCGGAGCUGGCCACACUGCAGGAGGACUGGGAGGCCCUGCAAGGCAUGCUGGGAAAGAGGAAGGACCUCACUGACUCCAUCGUUCAGAACUGGGAGAGCUGUGAGGCCAGACUGGGCAACAGCGUUCAAGAGCUGAAGAACAUAAAGACCAGACUGAACCAAUCACUCCCAGAACAUCUUGACCAGAUGCCAGGCGCAGAGCAACUCACCAAGGAGGCCGAGGAGUCCCUGGACGACUGGGCCGAGAGCCUGACGGAGCUGGCCACCAUGAAGACAGACCUGUCCCAGUACAUCAUCGCUGACGACGUUCUACUCCUCCAGGAGCAGGUGGAGAACCUGCACUGCCAGUGGGACGAGCUGUGCCUCAAGGUGUCGCUGCGUAAACAGGAGAUUGCCGACCGCCUCAACGCCUGGAUCAUCUUCAACGAAAAGAACAAGGAGCUUUGCGAAUGGCUGACACAGAUGGAAAACAAGGUGGCCCACAACGCCGACCUCAGCAUCGAGGAGAUGGUGGAGAAGCUGAAGAAGGACUGCAUGGAGGAGAUCAACCUCUUCAGCGAGAACAAGACCCACCUGAAACAGCUGGGGGAGCAGCUGAUGACCGCCAGCAACAAGACCAAGGAGACGGAGAUCAACGACAAGCUGAAGGACGUCAACGAUCGCUGGCAGCACUUGUUUGACCACAUAGAGGCCAGGGUGAGGAAGCUGAGGGAGACCCUGGUGACGGUGCAGCAGCUGGACAAGAACAUGAGCAACCUGCGGACCUGGCUGUCCCGCGUGGAGGCCCAGCUCAACAAACCCUUGGUCUACAGCGUCUGCCACAGCGACGAGAUCCAGAAGAAGCUGGCAGAGCUGCAGGACCUGCAGAGGGACAUUGAGCAGCACACAGAGGGGGUGGCGUCGGUGCUGACCCUGUGUGACGUGCUGCUCCACGAUGCGGACGCCUGUGGGAGCGACACGGAGAACGACUCCAUCCAGCAGACCAGCCGCAGCCUGGACCGACGCUGGAGGAACAUCUGUGCCAUGUCCAUGGAGAGGAGGAUGAAGAUUGAGGAGACAUGGCGACUGUGGUGUAAGUUCAUGGACGACUACUCGCGCUUCGAGGACUGGCUGAGGACGGCUGAGCGCACGGCUGCCAACCCGGCCUCCUCCGAGGUCCUGUACACCAGCGCCAAGGAGGAGCUCAAGAAGUUUGAGGCCUUCCAGAGGCAGGUCCACGAGCGUCUGACCCAGCUGGAGUUGGUCAACAAGCAGUACCGCCGCCUGGCCAGGGAGAACCGCACCGACGCGGCCAGCAAGCUCAAGGUCAUGGUCCAUGAAGGGAACCAGCGCUGGGACAGCUUGCAGAAGAGGGUGGCCGCCAUUCUCCGCAGACUGAAGCACUUCACCUCUCAGAGGGAGGACUUUGAAGGCACGCGCGAGGCCAUCCUGGUCUGGCUCACAGAGAUGGACCUCCAGCUCACCAACGUGGAGCACUUCUCCGAGAGCGACAUCGAGGACAAGAUGAGGCAGCUCAACGGCUUCCAGCAGGAGAUCACGCUGAACACCAACAAGAUCGACGCCCUCAUCGUGUUUGGGGAGGUCCUGAUCCAGAAGAGCGCCCCGCUGGACGCCGUGCUGAUCGAGGACGAGCUGGAGGAGCUGCACUCGUACUGCCAGGAGGUGUUCGGCAGGGUGGCCCGCUUCCACCACCGCCUCACCAACAGACGGCCGGUCCUCGAUGACGAGAGAGACCUGUCUGACCGCGACACAGACCUGGAGGACUCGGGAGAGCUCCCCGUGGGGUCCUGGAGAGAGGAGGAGGAUGAUGAAGAGAAGGAGGAAGACGAGGGCUCCGUGGUGGUGGAGUCAGCGUGCCGGCAGGGGGUGUGCCACCUGCUGGCCCCGCCCCUGGAGCGCUCCGGUCGGGAGACCCCGGUCAGUGUGGACUCCAUCCCUCUGGAGUGGGACCACACAGUCGAUGUGGGGGGGUCGUCUUCUCACGAGGACGAGGAAGAUGUUACCUUCUACAGCGCCCUGUCAGAGGUAGAGGUCGCUGAGAGCUCUGAGUCCUUUGUUAAGGCGACUUCCAGAGCGCUGAAAGCAGCCUCGGUGAAGUCAGUGACGGACCCCCCUAACUGGCACUCCCCGGAGCCCCUGGAGAGGAAGCGAGCUCCCAGGGACGUCUUCAGACGCCUGGGCUCCUCAACCAUCCUCACCCCCGCCACCCCCUUCCACCAGCAGGGCUAUGCUAAGCUGAUGUCAGAGUGCACUGGCAGCAUAGACAGUGUGAAGAGGGUCCAGCUGAUCCUGAACGAUGACGAGCUGGACUCCCAGGGCCUCCCCUCGCUGCUCCCGGCAGACAGGCAGGGGGGGGCGGCCGUCAUCCAGCGCUGGGAGCUUCUUCAGGCCCAGACGCUCAGCGAGGAGCGCAGCAUCCAGCAAGACCUGCAGCAGUGGCACCGGCUCAACUCCGACCUCAGGGACGUCACGUCCUGGCUGGGCAGGGUGCUGUCGGAGCUGGAGGGACUGCGGAGGCUGGCUCCUUCCACGAGGGUCCGCGACAUGGAGGAAAACAUCCAGAAGCUAAAGGAGAUGCAGAAGACCUUCAACAGUUACAAGUCUCUGAUGAUCACCAUCAACCUGAACGGCCGUAGCUUCGAGCAGGGCGACAGUGCUGAGCUCCAGGAGCUGCAGGAAGCUCUGCGCUGCGCCAACCUCAGAUGGGCCCAGGCCUGCUCCAGCCUGGAGAGUUGGGAGGAGGGGUUACACAGCGCCCUCAUGCAGUGUCAGGAGUUCCAGGAGACCCUGCACUCGCUGCUGCUGUGGCUUUCCCGCGCUGAAAGCACGCGCUAUGCCGUCAACAUCCGCGACCGCUCCGCCUCGCUCGCCGUGCUCCUGAAGCACAGACACACGCUCACGGCUCUGGAGGAGCAGCUGCGCGGUCGACAGCUGCAAGUGUCCUCCCUGCAGGACAUCUCGUCCCAGCUUCUCCUGGAGCCCACCACAGAGGACAGCCUUGAGGCCAAGGAGAAGGUCCACGUCAUCGGCAACAAGCUUCGUCUCCUUCUGCGCCAGGUGGCCAGCGACCUGUACGUGCUGCAGGACAGACUGGAAUCCUGUGCGACAGGUUCAGAGGUGGACAGUGUGGACCUAAGAUCUCUCGACUGUCCUCUGCUAAGAAAGAAGGAAUCUGGAAUGGAACCUGCUGGAACACGGUCCCCCGUUUCUAAAAGGGAGGAGAAGAGGGACUCGUCCCCAGCGCGGCCCUUCUUCCAGCGGGUGCUGCGUGCCGCCUUCCCCCUCCACCUGCUCCUCCUGCUGCUGCUGGUGCUGGCCUGCCUUGUGCCCAUGUCUGAGGAGGACUACAGCUGCACCAUGUCCAACAACUUCGCCCGCUCCUUCUACCCCAUGCUGAGAUACACCAACGGGCCCCCGCCCACCUGAGACAACACUGUCCCAUCCCCCCUGCCCGCCCACCCACCUUCUCACUGGAACCCCUAACCUGCACAGACUGGAGACCCUAAGGACUUCUUUUUUUUCUGUCUCUCAGCUGCAAAUUGGUAUUUUGAAUUUAUUUAAGAACAUGUCUAUAUAUUAACUUAUGGUGUGAAAACAUUGAAGCAAAGAAGCCAUAUCCUUGGUUCAGGUUGAAGUCAAUCUUUUUAUAUGUAAUAUGUUCGUAAAUACUGCCCAUCAAACCUUGUCUUCAACAUAAAUACAAAGAGGUAUUUCAAGAUGUGUUUUGUCACAGACUUGUAACUGUAGUUUCUCAUAAUGAUAAUAAUGAAAGGAGGCCUACUACCAAAGGAUCAGAGAGUAUAAUGGUCAUUUUGUACCACAUUUGCUGUUUUUACCAUUUUACAACAAACUGUAGGUAGCAAACUUUGUACAUAUCGACUGAAAGAAACAUUUCAGUUUUUGUUGUGAAAUGUGAUUAUUGCUGAGUAACGGCAGCAAGUCAUCUGCAAACAUGCCUUGCUAUAGUCAGUGAUUUUUGGGGGAGAAAAAAACCUUUAUUUAAAAUUACUUUAUUCAGACAACAGUGUACUACCAACUUGUUUUUAUGCAUUUGUAAAUAAUGGAAAACUACUGAUAGAGACCGGGUGAAUUAUUGGUAAUGAACAUGUCCACACAAACAGGCCUCUUUGUUAAUGAUCACAUUGGGCUGAUCUGUGUGUGUGUGUGUGUGUGUGUGUGUGCGCGCAUGUGUGUGUGUGCGUGCAUACUGUAUUGACUGCAUUUUAGCACUGCAGCCCCGAUAAAAAUAACAAUAAUGCCGUUUGCUCUCUUAAGCUCUGCUUUCAGUGAGUGGAAUGAGGCAAAUCGAAUUGCUGUUCUACCAGAGCAUACAGAAUAAUGAAUGUAUAAUAUAAAGCCAGCCAGUAAGAAAUGAAUGUAGCAGUACAUCACAGUACAGCUGCACAGUACAUGCACAAUCCUAAAGCAUGCGUUUGUAUGUAGAUUGGACUUUGUGCUUACUGCUCUGGUCUUCUGCACACAGAUUUAUUUACUCACGUUAAUACUUGGUUUUCUGAGCGCUAAGCUGUGGUUGUCUUCAAAGAGUAAAAGUGGUGUUUACUUUGACCACUAGCUCUCUGUGAAACAUCUCCUCAGUACAUCCCCUGCACUGCCCAGUUGGCCAAUGGAACAUACACUGAUGUGUACAGUCUGAUUUAUUUUCUCAACGGUUAUUUAUGGGACGUAUUGUAUAGUUGCAAAUUUUUAUUGACAAUAAACAUUGUUUGCCAUGA
Molecule: messenger RNA, 31386 nt
Organism: Osmerus eperlanus (European smelt)
Lineage: Eukaryota; Metazoa; Chordata; Actinopteri; Osmeriformes; Osmeridae
Gene: syne2b
Product: spectrin repeat containing, nuclear envelope 2b
Exons: 129
Coding region: 155-30079 (9974 amino acids)
Biological process (GO): cytoskeleton organization; nuclear migration; nucleus organization
Cellular component (GO): nuclear envelope; perinuclear region of cytoplasm; membrane
Molecular function (GO): kinesin binding
Source: RefSeq, a predicted model, not a curated record